Molecule: messenger RNA, 1017 nt
Organism: Papilio polytes (common Mormon)
Lineage: Eukaryota; Metazoa; Arthropoda; Insecta; Lepidoptera; Papilionidae
Exons: 3
Coding region: 239-556 (105 amino acids)
Source: RefSeq, a predicted model, not a curated record
CGUCGAUGCGCGCAUUUACUAAUAAUUAUACUCUUCAUCAUCGAGUGCAUACUAAUGACUGAAAAUACGCCCAGAAUAAACACGUAAACACUUCAAGCCAUUUCCCUGCUUACCGAUCAACAAUGGCGUAGCAACUGAAAAUUUUCCGAAUUAUUUAUUGUACUACCAAAAAGUGACAUUUUACGUAUAUUCCAAUACGUUUAGUGAUUUUGUAAAGGUGUAUAAAAAAAUAUAAAAAAUGAUACAAGAUAUUGAGGCGGCCGCGUUGGCGGAGCGGAUAGCGGCGUUCAAAAGCGAUCCAGAGAAACUGCAACAAGCAACGGAAUUCGUGGAGCUGCUUAUAAAACAAGCAGAAAAGGAAGCUGGACUUAAACAAAAAGAGAAAGACAAAAACAAAUUUGAAGGGCAUGACUCAGGAGUAGGUAACAUAAGGCGGCGUUUGGGACGCGCGCGCGUGUUUGUCGUGCGCGUGUUUGAUGCGCUUUGCCAUUGCACACAGACUGCCGCGGCUGCUGCGCGCACCACCGCAAGGAACAAUCCCUUCAACAAACGCUAAGCGACAACCGCGCGGAAAACAUCGGUUCUAUCUACCCACUUUUGACUAUUGAUCUGAUCUCUUUUAAACGUAACAAACUAUAUAUCCUGUACCUUUUAUAUGUAUACAAGAUGUUAGUAUUGUAAACAUACCUUGUAUGACACGUAGGAACUUAUCAUAUCUUAUUGUCGUUUAAAAUGUUGUAUAAUAUAUGAUUUUAUUUUUUAAUCAUAACACAAGAGAGCUUUCAAAAAUUGUCUCUUAAUUUUAAUCAUGGUUGUGAACCAGAUGCCAGAAAGUGGUACACUUACAAAGAAAAAUCUAAUAAAAAACAUCAUGUCGAUUGAGUUUAUUAACCUCGUCGCAACGAAGCCUCUUGUAUUAUGAUAAUUCUUGUUAUUACCGCUCGAUUAAAAGCAAACAAUCAGAAUAAUGUAGUCACGGGUAAUUAUGUAUAAAAAAUGAAAAAAAUGAAGUAAUGC